This is a messenger RNA of Meloidogyne enterolobii, 264 nucleotides long. The record is from the annotation of a GenBank genome assembly. Lineage: Eukaryota; Metazoa; Nematoda; Chromadorea; Rhabditida; Meloidogynidae.
GUAACAAUUCGUCGAAUGCCCCUCCACCAACAGAACAAAAAUAACAACAUUUUAGUUCUAGAAGACAGCCUUAAUGGAGUUUAUUCGGCAUUAUCUGCAGGUUGCCGAGUCUGUUGGGUUCCUCAAAAACAAUUUUAUAUUCCUGGGGAAUUGGAAGAGUUGGAAAAUAAAAUAAGAAAAGAAGAUGAUGAAAAUCUUUUUGAAGGGAGAAUUAAUUCGUUAAAUGAAUUUAUACCAGAAAAGUAUGGAUUACCUAAAUUUUGA